AUGAACGUUCAAGUGGAAGUUAUCUCCAAGGAGAUCAUCAAACCCUCUUCUCCAACCCCAAACCCUCUUCGCCAUUACAAGUUAUCUUUUCUUGAUCAACUAACUCCCCCAUCGUAUACCUCUUUGGUGUUUUUCUAUGAAUUUAAUGGCGAGACCCAACCCGCUAUUAAUGAAGUAUCAAAGAAACUUAAGAAGUCCUUAGCCAAGGUCUUAACCCUUUUCUACCCGCUAGCCGGACGAGUGAAAAUCGACGAUCAUUUUGUGGACUGCAAUGAUGAGGGAAUUGCCUACCUCGAGGCUCAAGUAACCAACUGCCGGCUUUGUGAUUUUCUCAACAAUCCGCUCCCUGAUGAACUCAAUAAAUUUAUCCCAUUUGCGCAAGAUGAGCAUAUUGCAAAUGAAAUUGCCCUCGGUGUCCAGCUCAAUAUGUUUGAAGGAGGCUUUGCCAUUGGUCUAUGCACUUCCCACAAGCUUGCUGAUUUGCUAUGCAUGCUCAUGUUCACCAAAACUUGGGCUGCCAUUGCCCGUGAUGAAGUCGAAAUACAGCGUCCCCAAUAUGUUUCCGCCACACUCUUCCCACCCAAGGGGAUCACCAGCUAUAAUUGGGGCGCUGGUAUCGCGACGAAGAAAGUAACAAAGAGGUUUGUGUUCGAUGCCUCCACGAUAGAGGAUCUCAGAGCAAAAUAUACAGGCUUGCAAAACGGUGAGAAACAACCGUCGCCUGUCGAGGCCUUAUCGGCUUUCAUGUGGAGGCGAUUUGUGGAAGCUACCAAGGAUGAUCAUGCUGAUGAGAAUAAGUUGCACAGCCUGAUCCACUCUGUGGACUUGCGUCCGCUGAUUGAUCCACCGCUGUCUCCAUAUUCUUUUGGAAACAUUUAUGGUAAUUCCUUGACUGCUCCCUUCUUAAGUAGUGGGGAUGAUGAUGAUGGUGAUCAAGAAUCUUCUUAUGGCAUGGUAAGGCGGGUACGAGAAGCAAUAAGCAAGAUUGACAAGGACUUCGUGAAAAGACUACAACAUGGUGAUGAGCAGCUGAGUUUGAUCGGCCGGCUUGCUCAAAGCGCUAGCAAAGGGGAGGUGGUUACUUCUUACCACAGUAGUUUGUGCCAAUUUCCUCUCUAUGAUAAUGAUUUUGGUUGGGGAAGACCUAUAUGGGUGAGCUUACCACCACUGCCCGUGAAGGACAUAAUAGUUUUCCUCGACACCAAGGAGCCUGGUGGAGUAGAGGCAUACGUUAGCCUUGCCAAGGAAGUCAUGACUAAAUUUGAAAGUGACACCUACCUCCGACGAAGGGUGGGCACGGGUCGGGUCGGUUCUGCAAGUUCAUGCUUAAUUCAUCAACCAGCCCGAUUCAAUCAAGUUGUAACAUUUCACACCCGAAAUCAAGCAAGUGUUAUUAGGAAACCAACCCAAACCAAACUAAUGAAGCUGGGGUCAGGUUCAGUUUGUUCGGUUUGCUUCUGA
Molecule: messenger RNA, 1461 nt
Organism: Prunus armeniaca (apricot)
Lineage: Eukaryota; Viridiplantae; Streptophyta; Magnoliopsida; Rosales; Rosaceae
Source: the annotation of a GenBank genome assembly